Messenger RNA from Cylas formicarius (sweet potato weevil), 386 nucleotides. RefSeq lists its product as uncharacterized. The transcript is spliced from 3 exons. NCBI's taxonomy places the organism in Eukaryota, Metazoa, Arthropoda, Insecta, Coleoptera, Brentidae. The coding region runs from base 18 to 356 and encodes 112 amino acids. The record is from RefSeq and is a predicted model, not a curated record.
ACGUCAAAAGUCAAGCGAUGCAAACCCUAAACGAGCAUUUCGAGUACAACAACAAGCUGGCGGCGGCGCUGCUCCAGUUCCUGCCUCCGAACGAUCGCAAGAUGGUGCAAGUGUGGUGCGACAAGCUGGACAAGAUGGGCGACAGCGUCGAGGAAGCAGCCAUCAGGAGCGACUACAUGUGGUUCCUGCUGGCGAUGCUGCGCUGCGGGAGGGUCUGCGAGCCUUUCAGGAAACUGCCGCCGUCCCGUCUGCCGCCGCUGAAGCAGUUUAUCCCGCCCCACGUCUACGAAACCGUGUUGGUAUCGCACGACGCCGGAUCUGUGAGCGUCGAUAGAAAAUCGUCGUCGCAUCAAUAAACACUCUCCGCGAAAUUCCGUGCGUUUUAU